ACCUCUCAGUCCAGCUGAUCUGUCCUCAGAUAAACAUCAGUUUGUUUAGAAUGGAGUAAAUCUCUCUCUCUCUCUCUCUCUCUCUCUCUCUCUCUCUCUCUCUCUCUCUCUCUCUCUCUCUCUCUCUCUCUCUCUCUCUCUCUCUCUCUCUCUCUCUCUCUCAGAGCAGCAUUAGAUGCCUGGGUGUCAGCGACUCUCUACUGUCAGUUCGUCGUCUUUGUCAGAGAUGGAGAAUGGAGGUGAGGACACGGAGUCUCUGUGGGAGUCAGUGGAGAGUAACCGCUACAUCUUAAGUCGCUACAUCUCGCCUGGUAAACUGACUCCCUACCUGCGCCAAUGUAAGGUUCUAGAUGAACAGGACGAAGAUGAGGUCUUAAACUCACUACUACUGGUCUCUAAGGUCAACCGCACAGGUCGUCUGUUAGACAUUCUUCAUGGUAAAGGAGAGCGAGGUUAUGUGGUUUUUCUGGAGAGUCUUGAGUUCUAUUAUCCUGACCUUUACAAGCUGGUGACUGGCAAGGAGCCCACCAGACGCUUCUCCACUAUCGUUGUGGAGGAGGGUCAUGAAGGGUUAACCCAGUUCCUGAUGAAUGAAGUCAUCAAGCUACAGCAGCAGGCCAAAGCUAAAGAUGUCCAGAGAGUUGACCUCAUUGGGAAACAGCGCACCCUGGAGGAUGAACAGAAAAAACUACGCCUGACCAACCAGGAACUAUCAGCCUUCCAGCAGAGAUACAACAAGAUGAAGGAAGAUAGGAACAACUACAAUGAUGAGCUACUGAGGGUGAAGGAUGAGAACUACAAACUGGCCAUGCGGUAUGCAACGCUCAGCGAGGAGAAGAACAUGGCUGUGAUGAGGAGCAGGGACCUGCAGCUGGAGAUCGACCAGCUGAAACACAGACUAAACAAGCUAGAGGAGGAAUGUAAGAUGGAGAGAAAACAGAGUCUGAAACUGAAGAACGACAUUGAGAACCGACCGAGAAAAGAACAGAUCUUCGAACUGGAGAGAGAGAACGAGGUUCUGAAGAUCAAACUGCAGGAGCUGCAAUCUAUCAUACAGCCAGGGCCUCUGCCUGCAUCUGACAAGGCGAUCCUGGACAUUCUGGAACACGACCGCCAGGAGGCGUUAGAAGACAGACAAGACCUGGUCAACAGACUGUACAACCUGCAUGAGGAGAUACGGCAGGCGGAGGAGCUACGAGACAAGUACCUUGAGGAGAAAGAGGAUCUGGAGCUCAGGAGCUCUACACUACAGAAGGACUGUGAGAUGUACAGAAACAGGAUGAACACCAUCAUUAUACAGCUGGAGGAGGUGGAGAAGGAGAGAGACCAGGCGUUCCGAGCCAGAGAUGAAGCCCAGCACCAAUUCUCCCAGGGUCUGGUUGAUAAAGACAAGUACAGGAAACAGAUCAGAGAGUUGGAGGAGAGGAGUGAUGAGCUGCACAUAGUGAUUGUUCAUAAAGAUGCUAAGAUCGUCACUUUGGAGUCCAGACUGAGACGCCUAUCGAAAGAUACUGCUAUGGACCAGAGUUUGCCCAGAGACAUCCCCCCAACUGUCAUCGCUCAGGUGAUGGGGGAGGAGCCUAAAUCUCUUGGCCAAUCAGAGGGCUCCAGUGACGAGUCGCCAGAGGAGAAGUUCUUCCUACCAGAACCCCGCCUCAAGAGACGACCCAACCUGAAAGCAGUGAUUACCAGAGUGAAGUCUCCAGUCUCCACCCCCAAAACUCUGGACCCGCCAAUCAACACAGAGGACAUUCUCCGUGCAGCUGGUGGUGGAGCGUCUCCAGAUGUGAUGAUGUCAGAGAGUAACCUAACCCUGACCCUGAGCAGCACAUGUCCCCCCUCCCCUUCCCACUCCCCUUCCCCAUCCGCCCCAACACAGAGCUGCCCAGCAAGACUACCAUGGCCUUUCCGUCCGUCUCUCUCCUCCUUCUCGAGGGUCAGCUCUUCUCUGCGGCCAGUCCAGGAGCUUUCAUUGCUAGGCGACCAACUUUUGGCUGAUGUCACGCUGGUUGGUGGUAACGACAGUGGAAUCUUUGUGUCGUCUGUCCAAUCAGAGUCCGGUGCUGAGAAGGCGGGGCUACGGGAGGGCCACCACCUCCUUUUGCUGGAGGGCUGUAUCCGCGGGGAGAACCAGAGCAUCUCGUUGGACACCUGCACCCAGGAGGAAGCCCAUUGGACGAUGCAACGUUGCUCUGGACCAAUCCAACUGCACUACCGUGCCAACUAUGAUGGGUACCGGAGGCUGCAGAGGGAUCUAUCGGAGGGAACGGUGACGUCAGGAGACUCAUUCUACAUCAGAAUCAACCUCAACAUCUCUGGCCAAUCAGACACCUGCUCCCUGAGCGUGCUUUGUGAUGAGGUGGUCCAUGUCCUGGACACGAUGCACCAGGGGAAGUGGGAGUGGCUUUGCUCCCGGGUCGAAGCCUACUCUGGAACCGACCUAUCGGAAAAAGGCACCAUCCCCUCUUACUCACGGGCCCAGCAGCUUCUCCUGGUAAAGAUGCAGAAGCUGGUGUGUCGAGGAGGAAGAGAGGAGAAUGACAGCCUGCGCAACUUCAAGAACAGCUUACAGCCUGAAGAGUCCAGCCUGUCCUCAGACCCCAAAUCCAGCCCUCGCAUGUCCAGAGCUAGCGUCUUCAUCACACAGAUACUACAGUUUGUCAGCAGGGUGGAUAAUAAGUAUAAGCGUAUGAACAGCAGUGAGCGUGUUCGCAUUGUGAGCUCAGGAAACCCAACGCUGCCCAGACCAGGCUUCGAAACCCUGAGACAGGAUGGAAACCCAACGCUGCCCAGACCAGGCUUCGAAACCCUGAGACAGGAUGACUGUGCAGACCCAUACAGUGAUGUGAGUAGGAGUGUGAACCUGGUUCCGUACAGCCUGGUCUCCCCUCAGCGGGUCCAGAGGAAGAGGCCGGUUCUGAUCAGUCCAAACAGUCUGGCCCGGACCAUUAUUCAGAAGAUACUCAACAUGGGUGGAGCCAUGGACUUCAACAUCUGCAAACCAGAUGUCCUAACUAAAGAAGAGUUCUUAAUGAGACAGAGGAUUGAACCCAUCAUCUCCUCCAGAGAGAAGAACACCAACACCUACGAGGUUGUCUCUCCUGAGAACAUAGAGGCUGUUGCUGCAAAGGGUAAACACUGUUUGAUGGAGGCUGACGUGAGCUGUGUUAAAGACCUUUUGAGGAGAGAGAUCUACCCAAUCAUCAUCCACAUCAAGAUCUGUGACAAGAACAUCAGGAAGCUAAGGAAGCUGCCCCUUCGUGUGGACAGUGAGGAGGAGUUUGUCAGAGUGUGUCGGAGCAGAGAGAGAGAGCUGGAGAGUGUUCCGUGUCUCUAUGCGUGUCUGGAGCCUGAGGAAUGGGCUGGGCCUGAUGACCUCAUCAGAGUGGUGAAAGACAGAAUCCAGGAGGAACAGAGGAAGACUGUCUGGGUGGAGCAAGACCUGCUGUAACACACACAGAUUAAUGCAUGCACACACCUCACACACACACAAGGUGUGCAAGAUGGCGACGCUGGGUUAGAUGCCACAAAAUAGUUGGGAGUCCCCGGUAGGGGCUGCACACAAUUGGCCCAGCGUCGUCUUGGUUUGGCUGGGGUACGCCGUCAUUGUAAAUAGCAAUUUGUUCUUAACUGACUUGCCUAAUUAAGUAAAGGUUAAAUAAAAUACAAAAUUGUUGAGAGGUAAACCUGUAGUCAGCAUUUCAUUAUUAUGUCACAUUGGGUGAACCUGUGGUCAGUGCUCAGGUCUGUUCGACGCUGGUCCGACCAAUCUGAUUCCACGCUUCAAGAUCGCUUCGAUCACGUGGACUGGGAUAUGUUCCGGAUAGCCUCAGAUAAUAACAUUGAUGUAUACGCUGACUC
Messenger RNA from Oncorhynchus tshawytscha (Chinook salmon), 3861 nucleotides. It is a transcript of the gene card11, whose product is annotated as caspase recruitment domain family, member 11. Gene Ontology annotation, molecular function: protein binding. Gene Ontology annotation, biological process: regulation of apoptotic process. Lineage: Eukaryota; Metazoa; Chordata; Actinopteri; Salmoniformes; Salmonidae. The transcript is spliced from 25 exons. Bases 176 to 3451 code for a protein of 1091 amino acids. The record is from RefSeq and is a predicted model, not a curated record.